UUCCACUCGCAGUGACGCCAUACGAACGUAGCACGUUCGGCCGAGCUGCCGAGGACGAACAAUAGAGCCGGGAGUCGAGCUUAGAGGAGUUGAUAAAGCUGCCUGAGGGAGGCAGAUGUGAAAAGACAGAAGAGGAGGAGAAAGCAGCAGCAGCAGCAGCAGCAGCGGCAGCAGCAGCAAACCUUUGGCAGUCCCGCGGAACGCAUUAUUGGUUUGCGAGGAUGGCAGUACAUGUGGCCGGACUUGUGGCCGUGGCUGCCUUUUACGUGGUUAUCCUGCUGACCGGGAUCUUUGCGUCACGCAAAUCAAAAAAAGUGGAGAAGAAAUGCACUGGCAAAAUGAGCGAAGUCACCAUGGUCGGGGGCCGCAACCUCAACGUCGCGAUUGGCGUUUUUACCAUGACUGCAACAUGGGUUGGAGGAGGUUACAUUAUGGGCACCGCUGAAGCUGUUUAUUCUCCUGCUCAAGGUCUCGUAUGGGCUUUUGGACCUCUCGCAUAUAUUUUGAAUUUCCUUAUAGGAGGAUUGUUUUUUGCCAAACAAAUGAGGUCCAAACGCUACGUGACGAUGUUGGACCCAUUUCAGAAUCGCUACGGCCAAUUGUUCACCACAGCAAUAUUACUUCCUGCUUUGCUCAGUGAUAUUUUGUGGGUUGCCUGCAUCCUCGCUGCCCUCGGGGGGACCAUGCGUAUCAUCCUUGAACUGUCAUCUCUUGCCUCUAUCCUGAUAUCUGCGGCUGUUUCUAUCAUCUACACUUUUUUAGGAGGCCUCUACGCAGUUGCGUACACCGAUAUCAUCCAACUCUCCUUCAUGUUUGUCAGUCUGUGGCUCUGUAUUCCCUUUAUGAUUCUCAGUCCUGUGGUGACUGACCUUGCACAAGUAGCCCAUUUCAACCAGUCCAACAUCCAUUCUUGGGUUGGAGAGGUUAAGCUGGAGGAUGCCGGAAAAUGGAUAGAUGACUUUCUCAUGUUGGCUUUAGGGGGACUGGCGUACCAAUCUUUAUACCAGAGGAUCCUUGCAGCAGCCUCCUCACACAAAGCUCAGGUUACCUGCUUUGCUGCUGCCGGCUUUGCUUUUAUUAUGGGCAUCCCCUCGGCGAUCAUUGGAGCUGUGGCUGCAUCUGCAGACUGGAACCAGACAGACUAUGGUCUACCCCCACCUUAUGAGCGCGGGGAGGCAGGGAAUGUCCUGCCACUGGCUCUGUCCUACAUCACACCCGCCUGGGUGUCAGUGUUAGGCAUUGGCGCUAUAGCAGCAGCAGUUAUGUCCUCCAUGGACUCAACAUUGCUCUCAUCAGCAUCCAUGUUCACACAAAACAUAUACAAGACGACUUUGAGAAAGCAGGCAUCAGAGAGGGAGCUGCAGUGGGUGAUCAGGAUUAGUGUGCUACUGGUGGGCCUGGCUGGGACCGGUCUGGCCUUUAACAAGAACAGCAUCCUUGCUCUCUGGCUGCUCGCGGCCGACCUGCUCUACUGCAUCGUGACCCCUCAGCUGGUGUGCGUGGUGCACCUCCGCUCUGCUAAUUGCUACGGCGCCAUCAGCGGCUACGUGAUAGCGCUGGUGCUUCGCGGGCUGAGCGGCGAGCCAGCGCUCGGCAUCCCUCCUGUGCUGCUCUACCCUGGAUGGAGGGAGGAGGAUGGCAUCAUCACACAGUACUUUCCCUUUAGGACUCUGAUUGCGUUAAUUUGUCUGACGGCUGUCAUUGUGGUGUCCUACCUGGUCCAGUUGGGGUUCUCUCGCCAGCUCAUUCCUCAGUCCUGGGAUGUUUUGGAUGUGUUUGAAGAGAAAAUGGAGGCAGAAGAGGAGGAAGAGAGACCAAUACAAAGUUUCAAUGAGGAAAAGAACUAUGUCUUUAAUACAGCAUUAUAGGAUUGCGGUGUUUGCCAAUCCUCUUUCUGCACACAUUCUUAGAUAUUUUCUACACUGUAGUGUCUUCAACAAAGUAUUGACUGUUGCCGUUAAUUGAGCCCAAGGCUUUAAGGCCGCUAUUAAAAUCUCAGAUUCCGA
This is a messenger RNA of Syngnathoides biaculeatus (alligator pipefish), 2006 nucleotides long. RefSeq names its product high-affinity choline transporter 1-like. Bases 222 to 1868 code for a protein of 548 amino acids. The transcript has 9 exons. The record is from RefSeq and is a predicted model, not a curated record. Gene Ontology annotation, molecular function: choline:sodium symporter activity. Gene Ontology annotation, cellular component: plasma membrane. Gene Ontology annotation, biological process: transmembrane transport; choline transport; acetylcholine biosynthetic process. NCBI's taxonomy places the organism in Eukaryota, Metazoa, Chordata, Actinopteri, Syngnathiformes, Syngnathidae.